Molecule: messenger RNA, 499 nt
Organism: Anopheles bellator
Lineage: Eukaryota; Metazoa; Arthropoda; Insecta; Diptera; Culicidae
Product: cuticle protein CP14.6-like
Exons: 3
Coding region: 27-401 (124 amino acids)
Cellular component (GO): chitin-based extracellular matrix
Molecular function (GO): structural constituent of chitin-based larval cuticle
Source: RefSeq, a predicted model, not a curated record
CAAGUGCAUCCACCAGCCGCUCCAAAAUGAACACCCUUUUCGCACUGCUCCUGGUUGUUGUGGUGGCCGCCAGCGCCGCACCGGCACCCGCCGACAGCGAUGCGCAGGCCGCGAUCGUGAGCCAAUCCUCGGACGUGCAGCCAGACGGUUCCUUCAACUAUGCGUACGAAUCGGCGAACGGAAUCAAGGUUGAAGACCAAGGAACUAUCAAGUCAAUCAAGGUGCCGAAGCUGGACGAAACCGGGCGCCAGAUCGGCGAAGACGAAGUGCAGGUGUCCGUGCAAACCGGCUCGUUCCAGUACACGGCCCCGGACGGACAAAUCUACACGCUUAGAUACAUCGCCGACGAGAACGGUUUCCAGCCGCAGGCAGAUCACCUUCCGGUGGCACCGAGUGCGUAACAGCCGACCCGUCACAUGACCCUCCCAUCUUCCGUCUAGUCUCCAGGGCGAUGAUGCGCUCCCUACUACCUUCAGGAUACUCCGACAGCCCGAUUGUG